AUGGUGCCAGUGUCUAUUCUUAUACACCGUGCAUUAAGGUUGGAAGGAGAGGAAAAAGAGUUUUGGUUUGUUGUAAAUGGCGUGCCCAUCAGAUACUCAAUCCAGGAACAUGCCAUUAUCUCCGGCUUAAACUGUGACAACUAUUCGGAGGGCUGGACUAAACGUAAGGGAAGCGAAUAUCGGAAAAAAACAUUCGGAACUUCAAAAGUGACCAUAGAAGCCGCAUUAAAGAAGUUGCGCGAAACUCCACAUGCAAAUGUGGAGGAAAGAAAGAGAUUAGCGAUAAUUGUAUUGCUAGGCGGAGUUUUAGCUCAUAGUGCCAAGAGCAAUGAUGUCAUAAACAAUGAUUUAGUGGACAUGGUCGAAAGUCUGGACUUCUGUGAAGGGUUUCCGUGGGGAAGAUACACCUUCGAUAAGAUUAGCGAUCAGAUUCGGAAAUUGUAUAAUAGCGGCCCUAAACCGAAGGACAAUUGGCAUUGUCCAGGAUUCGUAAUACCACUUAUGUUUCUUCCUUUCGAAUGCAUCGAAAGUUUAGGCGCAAAUGGAUGGUAUAUCGAUGUUGAAGGUGCCGAUCCGACUUGUCCUAGGAUGUGCAAGAAACGCAUCAAACCGGAUCUUUUUAUGACAUAUGCAAAGGUGUAUAAACAGAUUGGCGAUACCUCAAAGGGAUUUCGAAGUGUUCUUCAAAUAGACAACAAUGAAGAACAUAUUCUUUUGAAUGUACUCAUCUACCUACAUAAGUAUAACUGGUCUGACCAUUCUAAAUUGGUCAUACCGUCGGACUUAUUUGAGGAUGAUGAAGAAGGGAUUUCUGCUACUCCUCCAAGGCAUAUCGAGAUUGAUGUUGAGCAUGUCGAUGAUACUGGAGACCUACCUCCUAAGGAGGAUGCAUCAAAGAAGGAUGCAGAUGAUGCAUCAGAGAAAGGUGUGGAGGAUGCAUCAGAGACCAAUAAAGAGAAUGCAGAGGAUAAAUCUGACAGCGGUGUGGAGGAUGCAUCAAAGAAAGAGGAGAAAAAUGCAGAGGAUGCAGAGGAUGCAGAGGAUAAAUCUGAGAGGGGUGUGGAGGAUGCAUCAGAGAAAGGUGAGGAAGAGAAGGGUGCAGAGAAGGAUGUAGAGGAGGAGAAGGGUAUGGAGAAUGCAGAUAAUGCAUUAGAGAAGUCUUAA
This is a messenger RNA of Tarenaya hassleriana, 1164 nucleotides long. RefSeq lists its product as uncharacterized. Bases 1 to 1164 code for a protein of 387 amino acids. The record is from RefSeq and is a predicted model, not a curated record. NCBI's taxonomy places the organism in Eukaryota, Viridiplantae, Streptophyta, Magnoliopsida, Brassicales, Cleomaceae. The transcript has 4 exons.